UUCUCCGACGUUUAUCACCACCGAAUUCGUUCACCGAGAGGUUGAAGCUUGACUCAAUGAGGGGAAGGAGCUACACUCCGUCACCACCAAGGGGUUAUGGGAGGAGGGGUCGAAGCCCAAGCCCUAGAGGCCGAUAUGGAGGUCGUAGCAGGGACCUCCCAACCAGUCUUUUGGUUCGCAAUCUACGCCAUGAUUGCAGGCAAGAAGAUCUCAGGAAGUCAUUUGAGCAGUUUGGCCCGGUCAAGGACAUUUACCUGCCAAGGGAUUAUUAUACUGGAGAUCCGCGAGGGUUUGGUUUUGUUCAAUUUAUGGACCCUGCUGAUGCUGCUGACGCAAAACAUCACAUGGAUGGUUAUCUUCUUCUUGGCCGUGAGUUGACUGUCGUGUUUGCAGAAGAGAACAGGAAGAAACCGACUGAAAUGAGAGCAAGGGAGCGUGGUGGAGGAAGGAGCAGCAGAUUUCGGGAUAGAAGGCGUACUCCUCCUCGUUACUACUCUCGCUCUCGUUCUCCUCCCCGUCGACGUGAUAGAUCUCGGUCACGUAGCGGUGACUAUUAUUCUUCUCCCCCUAGAAAACAUCACCCAAGAUCUAUCUCGCCCAGGGAGGAGCGAUAUGAUGGGAGGAGGUCAUACUCGCGUUCACCUGCCUCUAAUGGCUCAAGGGGUCGCAGUUUAACUCCAGCCAGAGUGGAAACGGUCAAGAUGGGUAAAAUUGGUUUCUUUGAUGACUCGAGAACUCAGCAGAGCCAAAGAUCUACCUACCAGUCUACCACCAUUGACAAGCUUCAAACUUUAAAGCAUCAAAAAGACGAUAACUUGCAUAGAGAGAGAGAGAUGUGGAAGAGCGUAGGAGAAUUGAGUUGCGAUGAUUAUGUCAAAGCUGGAUUGACUUUGGAAGACGCCAAGGGAUUUGACAUAUUGGUGAGGGAUGUGAUUUCAAAGGCUAUAGAGACUGAUCCAAGAGAUCAAUGGAAAGCUUUGGUAGGUGAGAGUGUGCUAAAGCCAUGGCAUCCUCAUCCUCUGCAUCAGCUUCUUUACUACUCUGUCUAUUCAAACUGGGACUCCUCUGUUCAUGGCCCUCCUCUCUAUUGGUUUCCUUCUCUAUCUCAGUCAAAAUCAACAAAUUUGGGGAAGCUGAUGGAAACUCACGGGUCAAGACUUCUUGGUGCUUCAUAUAAAAACCCACUUGAAAAUUUUGAACUUUUUCGGAGAUUCUCAGUUGAACACCCUGAAGUUUAUUGGUCAGUUGUUAUCGAUGAGCUUUCAAUUGUGUUUCACACUCCUCCGAGGUGUAUCCUUGACAAAUCAAAACCUGGAGGGACUUGGCUCCCUGAUGCUGUUCUUAAUAUCGCUGAGUGUUGUCUGUUGCCUUCAAGUCAUCCCAAAAAGGAGGAUGAUAGUGUGGCUGUUGUAUGGCGUAAUGAAGGCUUUGAUGAUUCUCCAGUCAGUCGAAUGACAUUAAAAGAACUCCGCGAGCAAGUAAUGUUGGUGGCAAAUGCGAUAGGUGGAAGUUUUGAGAAGGGUGACACAAUUGCAAUCGAUAUGCCAAUGACAGUCGAUGCGGUGAUUAUAUAUCUCGCAAUCAUAUUAGCUGGUUGCAUUGUUGUCUCCAUCGCAGACAGCUUUGCAGCUAAAGAAAUUGCAACACGGUUGAAAAUUUCUAAAGCAAAAGGCAUAUUCACUCAGGAUUAUAUACUCAGAGGAGGUCGAAGAUUUCCUUUAUACAGUCGGGUGGUUGAAGCUGCUCCAUCUAAGGUCAUUGUCCUCCCGGCUUCAGGUACUGAAUUGCGCGUUCAGUUAAGAGAACAGGACAUAACAUGGAUGGAUUUUCUUUCCAAUGCGAAAACCCAUCUGAGUGGAGAGAAGUACUAUCGUCCGAUUUAUCUACCUGUAGACUCUGUGAUUAACAUUCUCUUCUCAUCUGGAACUACAGGUGAACCGAAAGCUAUACCGUGGACACAGCUCUCGCCAAUUCGUAGUGCUUGUGAUGGAUGGGCUCAUCUUGAUGUCCAAGUGGGUAACACAUAUUGUUGGCCUACAAAUCUUGGAUGGGUGAUGGGACCAACUCUUAUAUUCUCCUGCUUUCUAACCGGUGCAACACUUGCUCUCUAUCAAGGGUCUCCUCUUGGACGCGGUUUUGGAAAGUUUGUUCAGGAUGCUGGAGUUACGGUUCUUGGUACUGUUCCCAGCUUGGUGAAAACUUGGAAGAGGAUAAACUGUAUGGAAGGGCUUAAUUGGACAAAGAUUAAGUAUUUCGCCACUACAGGAGAAGCUUCCAAUGUUGAUGAUGUUCUCUGGCUUUCUUCUAAAGCUUAUUACAAACCUGUGAUCGAAUGCUGUGGAGGCACGGAACUCGCUUCUUCAUACAUCAUAGGAAGCCCGCUUCAACCGCAGGCUUUUGGAGCGUUUAGCACACCAUCCAUGACAACUAGAAUCAUCAUCUUCGAUGGAAAUGGCUUCCCAUAUCCGGAUGAUCAACCAUGUACUGGAGAAGUCGGUUUGUUCCCCCAGCACCUCGGGGCCACGGAUAGACUUCUGAAUGCAAACCAUGACGAGGUUUAUUUCAAGGGAAUGCCAAUGUAUCAAGGAACACAACUUAGAAGACAUGGUGACAUUGUGAAGCGAACCGUAGGAGGAUAUUACAAUGUUCAAGGAAGAGCUGAUGAUACCAUGAACCUUGGAGGCAUUAAGACGAGUUCUAUUGAGAUCGAACGGGUGUGUGAUCAAGCCGAUGAGUGCAUCUCUGAGACAGCUGCAGUCAGCUUAACACCACCUAACGGUGGUCCAGAGUUGCUGGUCAUAUUCGCCGUCUUGAAAGAAGGGUUCAAGAAACAGAGUGAGGAAGAGCUAAAGAUGAAAUUUUCAAGAACCAUUCAAAAAGAUCUUAAUCCUCUCUUCAAGGUGAGUUUUGUGAAGAUUGUGCCAGAGUUUCCAAGAACAGCUUCUAACAAAAAAAAAAGGAUUGAACUUGUUGUAUCUAUUCCCCAAGUUAUGUGGACUAAUGUUUUCAGAAUUGGUGGUCUACAUAAUGUUUCUUGGUUUCAGUUGCUUCCAAGUGAAACUGAGCUGAAUCCUGGUUCUGAUAGAAGUUCAAGAGCUGAGCAGAAUGAUGUUGCAACAUAUCUUGUGCUUUCCUCUCAUCUACGCUUGCAGAAGGAAGGGUUUCUUACCACUUGGACCAAUUCUUUUGUUGGACCUUGGGAUCCAUCUCAAGGUUUAUAUAACCCUGAUGAAAAGAUUAAGCUUUGGCUUUUUAUACCUGGGCGUCAUUCAUCAAUCACUGAUAAAGCUCAGGCUGCUGUGUCAAAGCUUAGAGUUGUUGCGUCAGGAAUUUGGGUAGCACCUGGGGACUCUGAAGAGAUAUCAGUUGCCUUUUCACAGUCUUUACGUAAUUGCAUUGAAAGAGCAUUAUCUGGACUUUCCUACAUGAGAUUUGGAGAUGUGUUUUCCAAAUUCAGCCCUCAAAGCGAAGAAUAUUUGAGGAGGGGACAGCCUACUGUUGAAUUCAUCUUUGCUGCUACCGAAGAGGCAGUUUUUGUCCAUGUCAUUAUAUCUGCCAAGAAUGUCCGCACACUUUCAAGUGGCGAUGCUGAAAGAAUGUUAAGGAGUUCUUUGAAAAACUCCAGUUAUAGGCUUCCAGUGAUUGUUUCUCCUCAUGGAAUGCGGGGCAGCCUCACUGGAUUCUGUCCCAAUGACCUUGUCAAGCAAGUUUACUUCAGUUCUGGCAACUUAAGGACUUCGAGUGGAUAUGUUGGUCUCCCUUCUCAUGUUGGUCGUGGGUCCUGUCUGAUAAACGGCAAUCAUUGCUACGUGGAAGUUACACUUGGUUGCUGCCAAAAUAAAAAUGGCAACACAAGUCAAGCUAAUUCGAACUUUGCAGUUAACUUACCCCAUAAUCAGUGUCCUGAACCUUCAGUUGGGAGUAAAGAUCACCGUAAAGGACAACCAGAUCUUUUAUCAGUUUGUGAAAAAAAGUUCAUUUAUCCAGCUGAGGCAGUGCUUGUGCCAAUCUUACAGUCGGCAUUUGCUAAAUUUUCUUUGAAAAGAUUUUGGCUUCAAAACUGGAUAGGCCCGUCACUAGCAGGCUCAUCGUUAUUUAUGCACUGGGCUGGUGAUUUUGACUUCCUUGGAGCGUCUGAAAAUAAGAGUGAUGGGUUUUAUGAAAAGAAUGGUUACAAUAGCAGUGGUAGUAGCCGUAAUAGCAGCAUUAGUUCAACAAGUAGCGCUUCCAGCGGGAGUGGCUGGAGGAUGACGUCAAGAACUGGUGACCUUGACGCUGAUGCAGAUUCUUUGACGUGUAGGCAAUCUGGUCUUACUUCUAAUGAUGAUCGCCCAAAAAUGGGUUCCAAGCGACCGCGAACAGGGAUGGCAGAGUCAUUCGGUCAAGUAGGCAUUGAAAAUGAUCAAAUUGGUUGGGAUUGGGAUGCUGACGAUGAUGAUGAUGACAGAGAAGUUGGCAUGGAUAUUAAGGCCCUUCUUUCGGAGUUUGGAGACUUUGGUGACUUCUUUGAGAACGAUGCUUUGCCUUUCGGGGAGCCACCGGGAACUGCAGAGUCGCAUGCGCUCAUUUUCCCUCCAGAUUCUGCUGAUGUAGGUUCCAGUCCAGUGGAUAUGAUGGAUGUAUCAGACCAAAUCGUUUUGCCUGUCGGGUUUUCCUCUUUUGAGAGCUUUAAUCCUGUUCCCCCUAUCAUUGAUGAGUGCCUUAUUAAAAGUCAAGAAGUUCUCAACAGCAGUAUCACUUCAGUUCCUUCAUAUCAAAUGUCGAUCUCUUCCACUAGUGAGUUCGAUCAUUUAAUGAAAGCAGAGGCGAUGAUGACCUUCGCUCCUGAGUAUGGAGCUGUAGAAGCACCUAUGAGCGAGAUUUCCUCGACGUAUUUCAAAAGCCCAUAUCUUCCCAAAUCUCAUAAAGUGGAGAGUUCAAAUUCAAGAACAAGUAAUUAUGUUUAUGGAGCCACACCACCUACCACUGAUUCUGAUGGAGCACGCAAUAAGAUUUUGUUUGGAUCAAAAUCGUGCAUUGGUAACAAUGAUGGCAGAACUUUGUUUCAUUCGAGGGAGCAUUACACUCAAGUAGAGGGUAGAAAGGACCAACAUGAUAAGCUACCUACUGUUAUCAGUGACAACAAUAGUACAAAGGAGGGUGUCUCUCAUUCAAAACACUCAAAACAUAGUGCUGCGAAUGCUGUUAAGGUCGUGCAGGGGAAAAAGACUGAUGGUAUAUCUGCUGUUGUUAGAACCUUAUUAUCUUCUAAGACCUUGCUGGCAACAGACGUGGGAAACGUUAUGUUCCAAGCUUUCAUGUGUAGGAUGCGGCACACUUCUUCAAAGCACAGUUCACCUGUUAGUCUGACUAGGCUUAGCGGAAACUUUUUCCUGAACCAGCUGCCAAAUGAGCCUAGUACUCUGACAGACAACAUAUCUGCAAGGAACGAGAUAUAUAAGAAAGAUAUACCUACCAGAAUAGCUGGAGAUUUUGACGGAGGAAUGUUGGAUAGCCACAUGAGUGCACCAGUUGGUGUAUGGCGGACUGUUUCAGUCCCAAAAACAGCAAAACCUGCUAGUUCGCCAAAUAUUGAAGCAGGGUCAUCCUUGCCCCAUAGUUCAUUUAGCGAAGACAGCUUACUUUCUUAUGGUCAAAGGCAACCUCUGCAUGAGCUCCUAGAUGGAAUAGCGCUACUUGUACAGCAAGCUACCUCUUUUGUUGAUUUAGCUCUGGAUUCAGAUUGUGGAGAUGGACCUUAUGGCUGGCUUGCAUUGGAAGAGUUAUGGAGACGGGAAUUGUCGUGUGGACCCUCUGCUGGCCAUGCAGGUUGUGGGGGAACUUUGGCUUCCUGCCAUUCUCUGGACAUUGCUGGUGUCAAGCUAGUUGAUCCACUCUCUACUGAGGUUUUCCCUUCGUCUGUCAUUACUCUACUGCAUUCUGACAUCAAAACAGCUCUGAAAUCUGCAUUUGGUCAGUCAGAUGGUCCAUUAUCUGUGACAGAUUGGUGCAAGGGCCGAAAUCAAUCGGGGGAUGGAGGAUCUAUUUCUGAGGGAUCUACUGCUGAGUCAGCCCUGAGUGAAGUGUCAAAUGCAAUAGAUGGUGGGAAAGGAGAGGAGACGGCUCAGAGCCUAGACAUAUACAGUUCAGAAUUACUCCGACCGACACUGUUUGUUCUUCCAUCACCUGCUAUACUUGUCGGGUACCAAGAUGACUGGCUUAAGAUAUCUACAAACUCCUUGCCACAUUGGGAAAAGGCCCCGUUUGAGCCAUAUGCUCUGCCAAAAAGUAUUAACUAUACUGUUGUAUGCCCGGAUAUUGAUCCUUUAACUUGUGCUGCUGCUGAUUUCUUCCAGCAACUUGGAACUGUGUAUGAAACGUGCAGGCUGGGAACCCAUUUGCCACAGAGCCUGGGAAAUCAAAUGGAUACGGACGCUGGAAGAUUAUCCUCAUCUGGAUUUGUUCUGCUUGAUUGCCCUCAAUCAAUGAAGAUUGAAAGCAAUAACACAUCGCUUCUGGGAUCUCUCAGCGAUUAUUUUCUAUCAUUGUCAAAUGGGUGGAAUGUGAAUAGCUAUCUGAAGUCUUUAUCAAAAGCGCUGAAAGGUCUAAAGCUUGGAUCUUCCCUUUACACAAACCAGAAAGAAGGAUCAGGAAGUCCUUGUAUGGUAGUGUACAUAGUGUGUCCAUUUCCUGAUCCUUCAGCAGUUUUAAGGACGGUCGUCGAAUCGUCUAUAGCACUUGGAUCAGUAAUACAGUCAGAUAGAGAGAGGAGAUCAAUACUCAACAGUCAGGUUGCAAGGGCGUUUGGUAGUUCUACUGCUGUUGACGAAGCAUCAAUAUCUCACAUUCCAGUGCUUUCAGGGUUUAGUGUCCCCAAAUUAGUUCUACAAGUGGUGUCGGUUGAUUCUAUUUUCCGGAUAACAAGUCCAAGCUUUAAUGAGCUCGUCAUUCUCAAGGAUACUGCUUUUUCUGUAUACAAUAAAGCUCGGAGAAUUUCACGAGGAAUGCCUAAUGAUGCAAUUUUCUCAUCAUCUUUAUCAAGCAGAUCCUCUUCAGCGUUGACAUCGAUGAGCUCUAUUUCAGGAAUCUGGAAAGACUGCGGUGGUUCUCGAAUGACAGGUUCUACACAUCCAAGAGAUGGUGACAUUGAUGUUAGCUUGAGAACGAGUGGUUGGGAUACCUCUACUUCCUGGCAAAUACCAAGAUCUGGAGGACUAAGUUGCGACCCAAGCAGAAAUGGAGAUUUUUACCUUAAUGAUGAAAUUUUCUAUUUAUUUGAACCACUUUUCAUUCUUUCCGAGCCUGGUUCUGUGGAGCGUGGUGUUUCACCUACUUUCGGCAGCUUGGGUUCUGAGUCUUCCAAGCCAAUACCCGAGGAUGGUGGCAGAGGUUCUGGACCUGGCAUGAAUUCAAUGGAAGGUAUAACAUCGGGAUCAAGCUCCCAGGGGGAUGCAUCCCAGCUCGAAGGAAAGGCUAUUCCAAGUUUACAUUGCUGCUACGGUUGGACAGAGGACUGGAGAUGGCUUGUAAGCAUCUGGACGGAUGCCAGGGGUGAAUUGCUUGACACACAUAUCUUUCCCUUUGGUGGAAUCAGCAGUAGACAGGAUACAAAAGGGCUGCAGUGUCUUUUUGUUCAAGUUCUGCAGCAGGGAUGUCAAAUACUACAGGCGUGUUCCUCCCCUGACAAUGGAUCUUUCAAACCCAGGGAUUUUGUCAUUACACGCAUUGGGAAUUUCUUCGAGCUUGAAUACCAAGAGUGGCAAAAGGCUAUUUACUCAGCUGGAGGUCCUGAGAUUAAAAAGUGGCCUAUUCAACUGCGACGUUCUGCGCCUUCUGGCAUAGCCACCAACAGCAACGGAUCUUCCUUGCAACAGCAGGAUCUGAGUCUGAUUCAAGAGAGAGCCUCAUCAACUAGCACACUCUACAGCUCUCAUUCAAAACCAUCCACCUUUGUGAAAGGCAGUAUUGGGCAAUCUGCUGGAAGAAAGCAGAUAAUGGGUGGGCAAACCAUAUCUGGUACUCCAAGGGGAUUAUUUCAGUGGGUUCACAGCAUCAGUUUUGCUUCUGUUUCACUUGAUCACUCCCUACAUUUUGUUCUUCCAGCUGAGUUGGUGUCUGCUGGAGGUGGCCAGAAUAGUACUGGUAUGAGUUCUGUUAACUACAUUGAAGGUUUCACUCCUGUCAAGUCUCUUGGGUCUACCGCUUUCUCUUACAUGAUGAUACCAUCACCCAACAUGCGCUUUCUUCACCCAAGUCCUCUUCAGCUUCCUACAUGUUUAACUGCCGAGUCACCUCCACUUGCUCACCUCCUUCAGAGCAAAGGCUGUGCAAUCCCCUUGUCUACUGGAUUUGUUGUUUCAAAAGCUGUGCCUUCCAUGAGAAAAGACUCAAGAAUAAACAUGAAAGAAGAAUGGCCAUCAGUUCUUUCUGUAAGUCUCAUAGACUAUUAUGGUGGUUAUGACAAUGCUCAUGACAGAAUUCUUCAGGGAAUCAUGAAGCAGGGAGGAGGGACCAAAGAAACUAGAGAUUUUGAGGUUGAAAGCCAUCUUAUCCUUGAGUCAAUUGCGGCAGAACUCCAUGCUCUAUCAUGGAUGACUGUUAGUCCAGCAUAUCUGGACAGGCGGACGGCAUUGCCGUUUCACUGUGAUAUGGUUCUGAGAUUGAGACGUCUGCUUCACUUUGCAGACAAAGAACUAAGACAGGAGUUUAAAACAAUGCAAAAGAAUGCAGAUCACUAAAGUUCUCUAUCAGAAGAUUAGACCAAUCUUUCUGCAAACUUCAUCCUGCACCUCCCGAAUAGUCUUGUCAUAUUUAAGGCGCGUAGGUAUCUCGGGGUAGUUCACCAGUGAUAUAUAUGUUACAACGAAGUAGGAAGAAAUGGUGUAGAUGUAGUAGAUGUAGUCGAGGUUUUGAUUUGGUGCUUAUGAAAUCUGUAAAAAUUAGCAUUUAAGGCUUGCUCUACUGGUUCUGAUUCACUUAGGUGCAUAGGUUAGUUUCUUUAUAACCCCUUGUAUUUGUAAUUCAACAUUAUUUAUCAUCCCACUGUAAAUUUAGCAAGAUAAUUCAUAUGGGUUUCUCAGGGCUGACUUAUGUUCUUGUAAAAUUUUGGUACCUUAAGCUGAACAUCAUGUUUCUCUCUUGAUCAGUCACAUAAUGGAUCCUGACUGUUGUAUGAGUUGUGUAGAUGAAAAUUCUGACAAUAGACUCAGGUUUUCAGAGUCUCUCUUUGUCUGCCCCGGGACCAUCUUGAUGCUAUCUGUUGUCAGCUUACAGAUUGCAACUUCCUCAGGUGUUGCUACCGUUUCUUAUCUGGUAAGCUACGUAACUUAUCUCUAGAUUUUGCUAUAAAAGAACUGGUAUAAU
Arabidopsis arenosa is the source of this 9342-nucleotide messenger RNA. Lineage: Eukaryota; Viridiplantae; Streptophyta; Magnoliopsida; Brassicales; Brassicaceae. The record is from the annotation of a GenBank genome assembly.